AUGUAUCCCUUUCUUCCCUGGAGUCAGAACCAGUCUAGUGUUCGCUCCUCUCUGAGCGAAGCCACCACUAGCACCCAGAAUGUCUCCUUCAGUUUCAGCUUCGGCAGCUCUUGCUCACCUACUUCGAUGCCGCCUCCCCCACCACCUUCUCCCACUGAUUCCUUGCUCGACAUCACUCCUCGCAAGUGCUCCUUUUCUAGCGGCUAUGAGAUGAACAACUCGUGCGCAUUCCCAUCUUGGCCCAACCGCCCUUCUCUGCUGAGUGCAGACUCAGAGGGCUCCAGUGCCAGCGCCUACCUUUCCGACGAAGAUCUCCUCCCCAUCGGCUCUGGAUCCCCCUGCGAGAGUGCGAUCGACGAAGAAUCCGCCGCGCAGGACCCGACCAUGGGAGACGUUGACCUGACCACCGAGCAGCAGAUCCAGAUGAUUCGCGCCGCAGCGGAAGAAGAAGCGCAGCGCGCGCGUUUCCUUGCUCAGGUGCAGGCCCAUGCGAGAGCACAGCAGGCCAUGCGGGUGGCACAGAUGGCAGCGGCAGAGCGCGAGAACGCAAAGCGCAAGAAGCGCAAGGCCAUCCCCGAGAGGAAGCGGCGGACCGCAUCAGCUUCGAAAGCCACCGUCUGCCGCGCCUAA
Aspergillus tubingensis is the source of this 630-nucleotide messenger RNA. RefSeq lists its product as uncharacterized. The transcript has a single exon. Lineage: Eukaryota; Fungi; Ascomycota; Eurotiomycetes; Eurotiales; Aspergillaceae. The coding region runs from base 1 to 630 and encodes 209 amino acids. The record is from RefSeq and is a predicted model, not a curated record.